AAAAAAAAGGAGAAAAAAGAAAAGAUUACAAAAAAGAUGGAGGAAAAGAAAAAAAAAGGAGAAGAAGGAUGGUGAAACGGAGGAAAAAAGAAGGGGGAAAAAGAAAAGGAGGAAAAGAUGCAGGAGAUGCAAUAAACAUAAGAAUUUCACGAGUUUUGACUGUUCAAAGCACUUGAAUUAAGUCGAACGAAAAUGCGCUGGAAGGAUAAGCAACUAGGUUGGCAUUGUGCCUUUGAAUUCAUAAGCCAAAGUUCGACCUAUCUUUUGCCACACCUUGUCCUAAGCCCCAUUACAACCCAUCGAAAGACCCUUUGAUUCAUGCAUUAAUUUGCAUUUCGUUCGUGGUGGAGAUUUGAUUCACAAGCAAGCCUAUGGUAAUGGCAUUCUAUGUAUUGACUUGAGUGAAACCCGAAUUCUUCAACACCUUAUGUUAUGAGUGAUUACAAUGACAUCGUUGUGAGAACCCUUGUGAGAGUGUUGAGACUUGUUUCAUUUGGUUUUGAUGAAGUCAAUGGGAUACCUGCGUGUUGAAUGUUGUGCUACAAGUGCUUGUUCUCAAUAUUGCUAUCUCUUCUUAAACUAUUAAGUCAUAUUAGUGUAGGGGAUAUACUUGAGUGACAUGAAACGAAAUUUGAGAAUUGCUACUGGAUCAAGACAUGCUUGUGUUUGGAUCAAGACAUGCUUGAUGUCAAGAAUGGUUUUUGUGUGUGGAAUCUGAUAAGAUAUAUUUUAGUGCUCCUAUGCAUGCACUUUUUCAAGUGAUUGGGAAGGAUCUUAUUGCAUGGAUUGUCGAUGUUAAGUUACCCCAAUUUCAUGGGAAGGAGCGUAAAGUAAGUUAUAGGCGGCAAAUUCAGCUCUUGUGUUAUUGUGCUUGGUGGAAUUUAGUCUAAAGUUCAGAGAUAGCAUGUCUUAUACUUAAUGUUGUCUAUCAUGUGCCUCUUUAUUUGUGUUACUAAUAAUUAUUUCACUAAUGGGAUCAAGAGAAGUCUUUAGGUAUCACAUACUACUUUACUCUUCUUCUUGUCCAUAUGGGUGUCAAGUUAUCAAUAUUUUUCUCAUCCAAAACGCUGAGGGUGGAGUUAAUCCUAAUUGCUUAAAUUCGCUCUCUGCAGAAAGAGUAAUUGUAAAAAUGUUGAAACUAUUAUGGUCGUCUUUAUCAACGGAGAAAUGUGCUUAUGUCAUAUGUUAAAGAAUGAUAUGUGAAAACCGAUUGUGCUAUUUCUAAGAGUGCAUAUGUGAAAAUCUUUCAAUUGACAGCAUGGAGAGUUCAUGACCUCUGUCGUCUGCAUUGGCUUCUGUAACUCAUAAACUGAACCUUGAAAAUUGAUUCAAAUCACCUUCAUGGCCGAGAGGUCGUUAGGUGCGCUGAGCAUGGACACGCCCAGUUAUUUUUAUGGUUAAAUGAAAAGCUUUCAGUUUGCCAUCAAUGCCUUUUGUAAGUACCAAUGUUUUUUGUUUUCGAUUUCAGUGUCUUCUUAUAAAGAUUGAAGAUUUAAAAUGUUGGAUACUUUUGAGUAUAGGUUGGAAAUUCACGAGAUUCCAUUCAAGUCGCCGCCGCUUGACUUUGGAAAGCUAUCAAUAUCUGAUGCUUCUCUGAUAAUAGUGCACGAACUGAAGAUCACGAAGAUUCUUGUACGACAUGCGGAGGCAGUUAAUAGCAGACUUUUCGUGCCUAAUCCAUCUCAUGAUUUGAAAUCUAAAGAGAAAAAUGAAGAGGGAAGACGCAACAUUAAGACUGUGAAAAUGAAAGAUUGACAAAAAACACUGAAUUAAUGGCAAAAGACGGCAGAGCCAAUUCGGGUUCAGGGUCGAGACCAAUGUCCUCAUGCGGUCGUCUUUGGUUAAUGGUGGAACUGCGUGUGGCCUGGUGAGACGACAAGUGGGUUUUGCCCAUCAGCUUCUCACAGAGGCCACCUCAAGUAAGGCAAGUGGGUUUUGCCCAUCAGCUUCUUGCCCAUCUUCGAAAGCCUAUCAGCAGCCAGUGUCUUAGCUACUGCUUCUGACUCCUACAGUGGCUUCUUCGAAGCAGGCGCUGCAAGAGAAUGAAGCGAAGGAUCCCAACCCGGGACAAACUGUUUGAGCACCGUUAUUGAGAAAUCAAGCGAAUAUAUGUGGUACGUUUCGCUGGAUUACUGAGUUUAAGGGUAGCUUAUUGAUUCAGUUUGAAUUUUAAAACUUAUUGAUAGUUUUGUACGUGAAUGUGCAGUUUUGGAAGAAGUAUAGUAGGUACAUCUUAAUGAUGAAGUUGUGCUAGCAAAUUUAAUAUUUUAUCGAUUAGUAAAAGAAUCCAUGAUUGUCAAUUCGCGAAAUUUGUAGGGUCAUGGAACUAGUGACGAGGAAGAUGUUCCUCUGGAUUAUGCAAUUAGCUCUUAAUUUGAAGCUUGUGUUGCCUUACAUUAACCA
Messenger RNA from Sesamum indicum (sesame), 2403 nucleotides. The record is from RefSeq and is a predicted model, not a curated record. NCBI's taxonomy places the organism in Eukaryota, Viridiplantae, Streptophyta, Magnoliopsida, Lamiales, Pedaliaceae.